Molecule: messenger RNA, 2932 nt
Organism: Jaculus jaculus (lesser Egyptian jerboa)
Lineage: Eukaryota; Metazoa; Chordata; Mammalia; Rodentia; Dipodidae
Gene: Dnai3
Product: dynein axonemal intermediate chain 3
Exons: 23
Coding region: 95-2788 (897 amino acids)
Biological process (GO): inner dynein arm assembly; cilium movement involved in cell motility
Cellular component (GO): inner dynein arm
Molecular function (GO): dynein light chain binding; dynein heavy chain binding
Source: RefSeq, a predicted model, not a curated record
GGAGAGAGGGUGCCCAGCGCUUCAAGGAGCCUUCCUCCGGGUACCGCCCAGUCUGCGCUCCCUCCCCAUUGCAGCGUCGGACUAAGCCGGAAACAUGGCUGAAAAAUCCCCAGCAAAGGCGGCGGGUGGCCAGAAAAAAGCACGAGGCAAAAAAAGACAAAAACAAGUUAUUCCUGUUGCUGAAGAGGAGGAGCCAGUGAAUAUGGAGAGUAUGGGUCACCCAGAAAUUUAUCCACUAGUAUUAACUACCAAGACCCAGGAAAUAUUCAACUGCCGAAUUGAUGAAGAUGUCACAGAAGAACAGUGCUAUAAGCUUAUUAAAAAGGAAGAUAUUUUGGAGGACUUCAGAAACAGAGCUGCAGUAUCUGAUUUCUACCCAGUCAAAAAACUUGUCCGGGAGUAUCCAGGAGAUGAGAUUCUGCUCGUAUAUGACAAAGAUUUCAAAUAUGGACUCAACUUUUAUAUUAUUGGAACUGAAGAGGGCAAGGAAAACUACUUAAAUCCUCCCGAAGCCCAGGAGGAGCAGGAGGAGGCCAAAGAAGCUGUCUCUGAGGACAUGUACACUUACAAGCCUCCCGUCUCUAAGCCGUGGGUUUCUCUGGGCAGUGAGAAGGAGAUUGAAGAAGAAUCCGUUAAACAGUCUACAAAGCAGGUGACCUACAUGAUUUCUCGGAAGCGAAGUAAAUUUGGCGCACCAAUUCUAUUCAGUGACCGGAAUGCUUCCAGUGUAAGGGACUCCUACAUCGAAUGCACAUCCUACCCCGAUAAAAACUUCACCCUGACGCAGCUUGAGCAAGACGUUGGCACACAAGUUAUCCCUGAAAUCAAGGGCGUAAGCACUCAGACAAAAUGGGCAUUUCCUAAAAAUGCUUCCACACAAUAUUAUCCAAGAGAAUUCUCAGAAAAGGAGAAAGGAAAGCUGGCACAAUCAAAGGAGUUGGCUGACUUUCUCAACAGUGUUUCCACAAGCGUCGAAAUAGCCCUGCAGCAAAAUGAAAUCAUGAACACGUUUGUGGAUGACUGGAAGGGCCUGGCAGAAGAAGAAGGCACUUUUGGGGACAAGAGUGACACCCACUUGAAAGAGUACCAGUCAUUUACCGACCUCCAUUCCCCCAUGGAGAAAAUGAUCACCUGCAUUGCGUGGCAUCCCACGAUCUACGGACUGAUAAUCGUGUCGGUGGCUGUACGUCUCUCCUAUGAAGAGAGAGUUCAUUUUUCUGGUAAAUUAUUGCUACAACCAUCACUGAUUCUUUUCUGGAGUUUCGCGGAUCCCAUACAUCCUCAGUUGAUGCUGGAGAGCCCUGAUGAUAUCUUCUGCUUCGCGUUCUGUCCGAGUGACCCCAAUAUCAUUGCUGGAGGCUGUAUAAAUGGACAGAUUGUCCUGUGGGAUAUCACUGCACAUGCAGACCGCAUAGAAAACAUUAAGGCAGGUGGUGGUCGAAGUAAAAAGGCCACUCUCAAGCCUAUGUUUCUCCUUGAACCAGAGAGUAAUAAAGAAGCAAUGUAUAUCAGACAUUGUGCAGUUUCUUCAAUAGAAAGUGGACAUAAGAAAGUAAUCACGGACAUUCACUGGCUAUCUGACACUUUUGAGAUUAACCGGAUGGGCUCUGUCUUUGAGAACCGGAAUGGAAUAUGCUGUCAGCUUGUGACGUGCUCAGCAGACUGCACAAUAUGUUUCUGGGACAUUAGACCACAGAAAACUGCAAUAACCCAGCCAACAGAGAAAAAGAAAGAAGAAACUAUUGAAAUUCCUUUUGAUGUACCACCUACUUUUUUGCAUCUAGAUCUCUCCUGGAAACCUCUCUCCAAGAUAAGGCUGUCUAAGGGCGAAACAAGCUUAGACCACUGCCCAACCAAGCUAAGCCUGAAUGAAGAACACGUUAUUUUCAAAACACAAGACAAAAUGUUAGGCCAGGACAAGGCAGUGAAGAGCACAGAAACAAAUCCAUACCACGAUCUGGAAGCGGGGAUGUCCAAUAUCCUUAAGCCAAUAGAUGACUUCUGCACAAAGUUCUUCGUGGGAACAGAGGAAGGUGAAGUGAUAUACACAGAUUGGAAGAUGGAGAGAGAUCCUGAGACUGGCCGGUUUGUGUCCAAGAAGCCAGUGAAUCUCUACACUGUCCACGACGGAGCCAUCCACACUGUCCAGAGGUCACCUUUCUACAAGGACAUCGUCCUCACCAUUGGGGGUUGGAAUGUGGCCAUCUGGAAGGAAGAUGUGAUGACUGGACCACUCCUUCAGACAUGCUGUGCACCGAAAAGGUAUACCUCAGGGCACUGGUCCCUGACAAGACCUGGCGUUUUCUAUAUUGGUCGAGAAGAUGGAUACAUCGAUAUCUGGGACCUUCUGGAGAAAACCCACGAGCCAGCCCAGUCACAGAACAUUUGCAUCACCAUGAUUACCUACAUCAAGCCCUGGACCUAUUCCCCUAAGCAGCAGUUUAUAGCCAUAGCUGAUUACUAUGGAACACUGCAUAUAUUAGAGAUUCCUUGGACACUGAGUCACCCUUCCCUGAAUGAGCUCUCAAGUGUGCACUACUACUUUGAAAGAGAGGUCAAGCAUCUGGAGUACGUGCAGCAGCGCAGAAUUAUCCGUGAUCAGGAAAAGAAAGAAAUGGAACGUGAGCUGGAGAGGAAAAAAGCUAAAGUAUAUAUUAAGACAAAAGAGCAAAUGGAGGCUGAACUGAGGAUGGAGUAUGAGAAUUACCUGGAACUAGAAAAGUCUGUCCUCUACAGCCUGGGCCUAGGCAAAGUCUCCGAGAAGACUUCAUACAUGGAUGUGUUGUAGGGAAGAAUUCUCAAGGAGGGCUUGGGGCCCCUGCUGGUCCUUCUCUGUAAUUCAUUAUGUUUCCUGUAAGGUAAAGCAGGAAAGCUUGUCACUGGGGGACUCUGCUGGGCUCUCUUUACUCAUAUGUUUCAUGUAAGCCGAAGU